Phyllotreta striolata is the source of this 5459-nucleotide messenger RNA. The record is from the annotation of a GenBank genome assembly. Lineage: Eukaryota; Metazoa; Arthropoda; Insecta; Coleoptera; Chrysomelidae.
CGCACUAAAGCGCAUUAGAACCGGAGAAGGUGAUGGAGAAAGAAUGGCGAAGAAGUGGUGGCUCGUGCGUUUUUGUUGUGCCUCCUCUAUUGCGGUACUCACCUGUUUCCGUGCCGACAGAAACGAACCGAUCGAGGUACGAUCGACCUGCUUCCAACCAAAAGGCUGCUGAUGGUUUCGGAUGGGACGCGGAGCGCGCGAACUGCACGGUUAAACGGAAAAUGAGCGCCGCGAUUUUCGACGGUUCGUUUUGAAUUCGCGCGAUUUUCGUGGUUUUUUUUUUGGACGGUAGGGAAUUCGAGUGAUUGGAUUUGCGAUUUUCGGUUGGGUUUUGUUGGUAGUUGUGACGAUGUGUAGCAAAGUACAAAUUACAGAAUUGGUGGAUAAGCUCCAUUCGGGGUUGCCGAAGUGUUCGUUGAAACUUCCAGCGUGGGAUAAUUUAACCAACGCCCUGCCUCGAUUGCACAUUCCAGCCAUGCCAGCCGUGCGAUCCAAGCGCGGCUGGUGCGGCUGUUUCCAAGAUGAUGAACCACCCGAAAUAACAUACUGCGUGGUGGAAAACACUGGAACUCUCACCCUUCAAGCUAUAACUCCUACACAACCGAUGCCCUCGCAGGAAGAACUUGACACCAAAUUCGCAGAACUUGUGGAGGAAUUAGAUCUAACAGCGCCGAAUAAGGCUGCAAUGAUGAGCCUUCCGCCGCAGAAGAAAUGGCAAAUUUACUGCUCAAGAAAAGGCGAAGACACCGAGGACCAAACGCACGCUCCGGAGCUGUACAUCGAAAGACUACAAAACCUGGCAACGCUGGAAUACCCUGAAACCAACACCGAAGAAGAAGUCAGAUCGAGGACCAAACAAAUCGACGGACUGAAGACUGCUUUGCGUACAUCCACGCACAGUUUCGUGAUAAAAUUCAUCGAGCUCAACGGCCUGACGGCCCUUCUGGAGUGCUUAGAACGCAUGGAUUACUUCACCGCUCAAAGCUCAAUACAUACCAGUUUCAUUGGCUGCGUCAAAGCUCUUAUGAAUAAUUCGACUGGUCGUGCGCACGUAUUAGCGCAUCCUACCAGCAUCAACACCAUCGCUCAAUCGCUGAGCACCGAAAACAUCAAGACCAAAAUCGCCGCUUUGGAGAUCCUCGGCGCCGUGUGCUUGGUGUCCGGCGGCCACAAGAAGGUCCUCGACGCCAUGCUGCACUACCAGAAGUACACGUUCGAACGGACGCGCUUCCAGAGCAUCGUCAACGACUUGGACCGAUCGACGGGCGUCUACAGAGACGAGGUCAACCUGAAGACGGCCAUCAUGUCGUUCGUCAACGCCGUGCUGAACUACGGCCAGGGCGAGGAGAACCUGGAGUUCCGGUUGCACCUGCGCUACGAGUUUCUGAUGCUCGGCAUCCAGCCGGUGAUCGACAAGCUGCGCGGCCACGAGAACGAGACGCUCAACCGCCACUUGGACUUCUUCGAAAUCGUGAGGAACGAGGACGAGAAGGAGCUGGCGAGGAAGUUCGAGCAGGAACACAUCGACACCAAAAGCGCUACCUCUAUGUUCGAAAUCCUCAGGAAAAAGUUAUCUCACACCGCUGCAUAUCCACACCUUCUAUCUCUUUUGGAGCAUUGCUUGCUGUUGCCAUUAGAUUACGGUUCGUAUCCGCAGCAUUGGUUGCUGUUCGAUAGGAUAGUCCAGCAAAUCGUUUUGCAACAACAAAGCAACGAUAGUUCCGUUAAGAACCCGGACGUUUCUGCCAUCGACAUAAACGUCAAAGAAGUCGUCCAUCUUUUAGCCAAAGAAGAGGAACUGAUAGCCGCCAGACAGAAGGCCGACGAACUGGAAAAGGAGAACAUCGACAUGUCCAAUAAAUUGGCCAAAAAAGAACAGGAAUUGGAUCAAAGAACCCAGGAAAAGGAAGACUUGGAAACGAGCGUGAAUAGGUUCAAGGAGCGCCUGGAGAAAGAAACCAGCUCGCACAUCGAGACCCGACAAAGGUUAAACGAACUGGAAUACAAAACAGCGGAACUGGACCGUCAAAUCAACUGCGAACGAGGCGAACGCCACCGCCUGGAGCUGCUCGUCAACUCCGGCUCGAUUCCCGACGACGCCAAGGCCAUCGGCCUCAACAAAUCCCUGGACGCCUCCGUGGAGAGUCGAGGCGAGCUGACGAAAAUACCGCCGCCGCCGCCGUUGGCUCCCCCGCCGCCGCCCGGGCCUCCCGGACCGCCGCCGCCGCCGUGCGCGCCCGUCGCGCCGCCCUCGGAGCCGCUCAAGGUGGGCCUCGCGAAGAAGAACGUGCCGCAGCCGACGCAGCCGUUGAAGAGCUUCAACUGGUCGAAGCUGCCCGACGCGAAGCUGAACGGGACCAUUUGGAGCGAGCUGGACGACAGCAAGCUCUACAACACCAUGGAGUUGGACAGCAUCGAUAAGUUGUUCUGCGCUUACCAGAAGAACGGCGUCGCUAACGACGGUUCGAUAGAAGAUCUCCGGCAUAUAGGCAAGAAUCGAUCGAAAAUACUUUCGGUUAUCGAUGGUAGGCGCGCUCAGAAUUGUACCAUCUUGUUGUCGAAAUUGAAGAUGUCCGAUGAAGAUAUCACCAAAGCCAUAUUGACUAUGGACAGCAAGGAGCAACUUCCUAUGGACAUGAUCGAGCAGUUGUUGAAGUUCACGCCGAGUUCCGAAGAAACUGCUCUAUUGGAAGAACACAGCGACGAAAUCGACUCGUUGGCCAGGGCCGAUAGGUUCCUGUUCGAGAUAUCAAAGGUGCCGAGGUACGAGCAACGUUUGAAAAGCCUCAACUACAGGAAACGCUUCCAAGUUACCCUGAACGAAAUAUCGCCGAGGAUCACCAGCGUGAUGGAGGCCUCCAGAGAGGUGUCCCGCUCCAGGCGGCUCAGGAAAAUCCUCGAAAUCGUCCUGGCGCUGGGCAACUACAUGAACCGCGGCGCCAGAGGCAACGCCUCAGGUUUCCGACUGACCUCCCUCAACCGACUGGGCGAUACCAAAUCCAGCGCUUCCAAGGGCACCACGCUCCUACAUUACUUGGUGCAAGUCCUCGAAAAGAAGUUCAAAGACGUCCUGCGGUUAGACGACGAUCUACCGCACGUUCGGGAAGCGGCCAAAGUUUGUUUAGGAGAGUUGAACAAAGACAUGGCUCAAUUGCGAGCCGGCUUGAAGGACGUGGCCAACGAAAUCGAAUACCACAACAGUCAAAGUCCCUUAGCCAACGACAUGUUCAUACCGGUUAUGAGGGAGUUCCAAGCCACCGCCACCUGCAGGCUCGCCGAGAUCGAAGACCAAUAUCAGGACAUGAAGAAUCGAUUCGACAGGGCAGUUCGCCUCUUCGGCGAGGACCCCAACACCACGCAGCCGGACGAGUUCUUCGGCAUCUUCGACACCUUUUUGAACGCCUUCGGCGAGGCCCGACAGGACAACGAGAACAUGCGCAGGAGGCAGGAGGAGGAGGAGAAGCGCGCCAAGCAGGAGGCGGAGCUCAAGAAGCUGACGCUCGAACGGAAGCACAGCCGAGAGGGCAUUUUGACGUCGAUCAACAAGAGCCUGAACUUGAAGAGGAACGAUAAGAACGGUGAUAAGGGCGAGUUCGAUGACUUGAUAUCGGCGUUGAGGACUGGCGACGUGUACGGGGAAGACAUAGCGAAGUUCAAGAGGUCGAGGAAGAGCCGAGUGGGGACGGGCAACUCGCCGCCCAGGAGGAACUCGACGACGCGCGAGGACAGCAGGGAGAGGAUCGUGACGAACGGCAGGAGGCAGUAGAAUGUUGGUUAUUUUUUUGUAUAGGAAAAUUCGAAGGAAAUAUCGCUUGAAUAAAUGCUCGAAUAUUUUGAGGUUUGUAUAUUUGUUUCUGUUUUUUUUUUAAUUUGCUGUAAAUAUAUUUUUUACUAAUUGAUAGUUUAUAUUAUCGUUUUAUUUUUUCGUUUGUAUUUCGAAUAGAUUGUUGUCGAGUGGAAUUGUUUGGAUUAAUACAGAAAAUAUGCUCACUGAUGAAUGGUACGGAUAAUUUUGCUCAUUUAAUCGACAAUAUUUUAAUUUAUUAAUACAAUAUCAAUAGAUGAAUUAAUAUUGUAUCAAUUCAUUAUUCAACAACAAGUCCAUUCGACUUAUAAUGCGCAGUUGGAAAUUUUUGAUAAUCAAUUUUUACCAUUUUAUAGCUUGAUAACUUUGUGAUGAACGAAUAGUUUGUAGGACAUACAUUUUUUUAACGAAUAGCAACGCUUAGAACUCGUUGUAACAUCAAUUAACAUAACUUUAUACAUCGUAUUUAUUGGGAUUUUUUUAUAUAAAAUUUUAUAAACAUUCCGAAAAGUGUUUAACAAUUUAAACAACCUUUUUAUUUGUUAAAUGCUAGUAAUAUAUUUGGUAGGUAUGUAAAUGUAUUUAUAUAAAUAUGAGUACGCAGUAUCCAAAAAGGUAUAUUGAUUAUUUUCUAUUUUGAAUAAAAAGGAACAAUUAAUUAACAAAUACGACGAAUUUUUAUCCGAUUUUAAUUAUCUAAUUUUUUGGACGCUGUUUUUAUAACAUUCAUAAGUGUUGUAAGAGGUAGUUGAGUAGUAGGAGCGAUUUUAUAAUAAAGAUUUAGCAAGACGAAUUGUGCUAUGUAUUGAAAUUGAACUGAUUUACACUUUUUAAUGUUGAAAUAUAUAACUGUUAAUUUAUAAAUUGUCAUUUUUCUCAUUACUCUGAGUAGAUUCGUUGCCAUUUCCAGCGCCUCAUUCAUGAAGAAGAAGAUAGAACUGUAGAGUUUUCUUAUAGAACUCUUCAGCUUUCUUAUAAAGCUGCGAAGCUUUCUUGUAGAACUGAAUGAAGAAAAAUGAAUAGAUGUUUUAAAAGUAGGCAUCAAUAAUUGAAAACACACAACAGUACUCUACAUAGUUUAUUCUAUAAAAUCAAGCAUUAUUAAGAACUCGUCGGUUAAAUAGUUAUCGGGUAGAUCGGCCAUUCGAAUUUGAAUUUUCUCGUAGGCAUUUCAAAUUUCUUUUUAUCGACUUCAUGCUUUAUCAUCUUGUGCUUCCCGCCUUUUCGUUGCAUCUGCUUCAUCGGCAUCUUUCCUUCGUGAUGCAAAUUGUUUUUCUUCUCGUUCGGCUUCACUUUCAUCUCUACGCAACCGAAGUUGUGCCUUAAACUGUUCAAAUUCGACAGUCUCAGUUCCACUUUUAUGCACAUAGACAAACUGUUGGGUUUCACUUUCAUAUUUUCCACGGCAACACAAGCGGAUAUUGGCAGCUCCAAGAACGGCGUCUGGUGCUUUAUGGGGAAGCAAUAGGUUUUUGGUUUCGAUUCUAGAAAAAAAUAUAUACCAAUUUAUGCCCUAAUAAAUUUACUUCGGAUCAAAUUCACGUUUUUACUGAAUGUGGUACUGUAUUAAUAUACAAGUGGAAGGCCAAUUUACAAAGUACAUAAAUCAACUACUCACUUAUACCGCGCUUGAGAGACCUAGUCGAUCCUUUUU